GAGAGUUGCACAAUGACUCCCAUGGUGCCUGACUGUGGGGUGCUGACAACUCCCCGGCGAUCUCCACCAAUCAAACUCUUGGAUGAGGAAGAACCCAUCAAGAAGUCUCCAAUGUCUGCUAGCUUUGCUGCAGUCUCUCCACCAAGGUCCACUGAAGCCACUGGAGUCACUCUGAGUAAUGGGUUCAGUUUCAGUUUCUACAAAUCUCCUAAAAAUGUGACAAGUCCCUACAGACGAGUUGAAUCUUUGCCAGUGCAAAGUCCAAGAGUUCAAAAGUCACGUAAAGAUGGUAUAAACAAAGGAGUUGGACACAAGAUAAAGAAGCCUAAAAUGAAAGCAAAAGCAAAAGAACAGAAAAAGAGAGAUGUAAAGACAGUUGCAAAGAGGUUGAAGGAGGGAAAAUUCACACCAAGGCUCCCCUCAGACCGCAGUCCAGUGAAAACUCCUACGCCCCUAGAAAGAAGAAACGUCAUGUGCUCUCGUCCCCUGGCAUGUCUUUCCUGGAAGAUGAGGAUGCUGGUUUCAAUCUCAUGGAGCCAAGUAGCAGCAAGAAGUUUUUCACCAGCCGAUCUAGAGCUGCAGCCACAGUGCAGCUAGGCAAAAACAUUAAGUUGUCUGCCAAAAAUGGUGAUAUCACCUUGAAACAGCGUGUUGGAACAUUUGAGAAGAAAAAUGUUGGGCGCAUUGUUGAAGAUGAACUAAAUCAGUUUAUUGGUCAGUCUGAGACUCAGAG
Messenger RNA from Penaeus vannamei (Pacific white shrimp), 733 nucleotides. The record is from RefSeq and is a predicted model, not a curated record. Lineage: Eukaryota; Metazoa; Arthropoda; Malacostraca; Decapoda; Penaeidae.